This is a messenger RNA of Seminavis robusta, 1008 nucleotides long. The record is from the annotation of a GenBank genome assembly. NCBI's taxonomy places the organism in Eukaryota, Bacillariophyta, Bacillariophyceae, Naviculales, Naviculaceae.
AUGGGAAGGAUAGUCGACAUCAACCAGCGCUGGAAACCGAUAUUGGCAACAUGCGGUUUCGUAGUAGUGGCAGCUUUGGGGUUUCUCUUGCAGUUUGGAGUGCACACACAACCACUGCAGUACGGUGACCUGCAAAUUUCCAUUUCAACAGUCUUUUACCUCUUUCUGACUCCCAUGUAUGGAUUCGCUAGAGACAGCUCCUGUUACCGAGAACCUCAUCGAGUGCUCUUCCGAUGUCUCUGCUGCAUCCUCUUGGCAUGGUACGUGAAUGCCCUGUGGACGUUCCCUGACGGCCCCUUCACUCUGAACGCUUCCUUGAAGCAUAGCAUUGCUGGCGUUCUUCUGCUCCUGUCGCAUUCCAUGCUUGCCUGUUGGUUUCUGUUGGUGGCACAGGGCUGGGGCACGCAUGCCUUUCCUGAAGGGUCCCGUGCCCAGCCACUAUUUAUCUUGGCUGCAUGCCAUGGCACAGUGGGGAGUAUUGUCUAUCUUCUUCUUAGCUUCCAAGAAACGCUCGUUGAGAAAGAUUAUACCAGUACAACAUGGAGCAGUUGGCAACUGAAACUGGUAAGGACUAUGGAUUUGGGGAUAUUUAUCCUGGGCGCAUUGUACUGUUUCCUGUUUUUGGUGUACAUUCUGUGGUGCAACAAGAGCUUGAUGGGUACCAUUCAGAGGCUUUCUGAGGCUGACGACCAUUACAAUCAGCGGAGAUACAGAAUUGCACGGGCAGCAUUCUGUGUCUAUGUAGUUGAAUUGCUGUCGUUCAGCGUUGGUUUGAUUCCUGCCUGGCAAAUUCUGAAACUGCUGAAUCAUGUCUUUGGGUUGGUCUUUGUUGGGAUUCUGGCAUGGGUCUGGUGGCCUCAUCCUCCUGAGACUUCUGCCUAUGGAUCGAUUUCGUCAUCCGAGCCUGACGAUGGGAUUGAGCUUGGAGGAGGCGGUAAAUGCGCUGGAAAGGCUAUCGACACGGCUGAUGGCAAUAACAAGACGGACACCGUUUUAUUCUCCUGUUAG